Messenger RNA from Papaver somniferum (opium poppy), 2507 nucleotides. Its product is annotated as receptor protein kinase-like protein ZAR1. The transcript is spliced from 2 exons. NCBI's taxonomy places the organism in Eukaryota, Viridiplantae, Streptophyta, Magnoliopsida, Ranunculales, Papaveraceae. Gene Ontology annotation, biological process: protein phosphorylation. Gene Ontology annotation, molecular function: protein kinase activity; ATP binding; protein binding. The coding region runs from base 58 to 2265 and encodes 735 amino acids. The record is from RefSeq and is a predicted model, not a curated record.
AAUCCCUUUCUUCCUCUUCUUCACAGAGUGGAAAAUUCAGAAAGGAGUCAAAAUUAAAUGAAGAUAGUUCAACUACUCUUCUUCUUGAUCCUAUUCCUUCAAAACCCUAACCCGCUUUCCUCAUUAUCACCAGAUGGUUUAUCACUACUAGCAUUAAAAUCAGCCAUGGAUUCAUCACCAUCUUCAGUUGCAGUAUUCUCAGAUUGGAAUGAAAACGAUUCAAAUCCAUGUCAUUGGUCAGGUGUCUCAUGUAUGAAAGUCCAUGGAUUCCCUGAUCCUCGUGUCGUAGGCAUUACAAUUGCCGGAAAAAACUUAAAAGGAUACAUCCCAUCGGAACUUGGUAGUUUGAUUUUCCUAAGGAGAUUAAAUCUUCAUGGAAAUCAACUCCAUGGUUCAAUACCGGAUCAGCUUUUCAAUGCUUCUUCCUUACAUAGUUUAUUUCUUUACGGGAAUAAUUUAACUGGUUCACUUCCACCUUCGAUAUGCAAUUUACCGCGGUUACAAAAUCUUGAUUUAUCUUCCAAUGCGCUGUCGGGUGGAAUUCCAAGUUCUUUCUCUAGUUGUCGGGAGUUACAGCGGUUGGUUCUAUCGCGUAAUAAGUUCUCUGGUGAGAUUCCGGUUGGUAUAUGGUCGAAACUUCAGAAUUUAAUGCAGCUUGAUUUGUCUUCUAACAGUUUUACCGGUGAGAUUCCUAACGAUUUGGGUGAGCUGAAAUCACUAACAGGUACUUUAAAUCUAUCGUUUAACGAAUUCACUGGUGAGAUUCCGAAAACGUUAGAGAAAUUACCAGUUGCAGUUAGUUUUGAUCUGAGGAACAAUAAUUUAAGUGGUGAGAUUCCUCAGAAAGGUACAUUUUCUAACCAAGGUCCAACUGCUUUUCUUAAUAAUCCGUCGCUGUGUGGUUUUCCGCUUCAAAAGUCUUGUCAGAACAUUGAAAAUCCUUCGUCGGGGAGCUCCGUUUCGGGCCAAGAACGUGGGAGUAAGCCAAAGAAAGGAUUGAAACCGGGGUUAAUUAUUUUGAUCUCAGUAGCCGAUGCAGCUGCAGUGGCAUUAAUUGGUUUAGUAAUCAUAUACAUUUAUUGGAAACGGAAAGAUUCGCCUAAUGGGUGUUGCAGUUGUACCAGUAAGACCAAAUUGGGUUCGAACAAUCAGAAUCAGAAUGGAACGAUGGGCUGUUCUUUGUUUUCGUGCUCGUGUGCGAAUGGGGAGGCAGAAGAAUCGGACUUGGAUUCUCCUUCUGAGAAAGAUAGUCAUGAACAUAAUACGAGCAGUGGAGAUCAAGAGGAAGGGAACUUAGUAGCGAUUGAUAAAGGAUUUAGUUUCGAACUGGAUGAAUUAUUGAGAGCAUCAGCAUAUGUCUUAGGGAAAAGUGGAUUAGGAAUUGUGUAUAAAGUUGUGCUGGGUAAUGGAAUUCCUGUUGCAGUGAGAAGAUUAGGUGAAGGUGGUGGCCAAAGGUAUAAAGAAUUUGUAGCUGAAAUUCAAGCAAUUGGGAAAAUUAAGCAUCCAAAUGUUGUUAAAUUAAGGGCUUAUUAUUGGGCACCAGAUGAGAAAUUACUUAUUUGUGAUUUCAUUUCCAAUGGCAAUUUGGCUUUUGCUCUUCAUGGGCGAAAUGGGUAUGCAUCAGGAGGAGGUAGUCUGUCAUGGACGACUCGGUUGAAAAUUGCAAAAGGCGCAGCCAGAGGACUAGCCUAUCUGCACGAAUGCAGCCCAAGAAAAUUUGUACAUGGAGAUGUAAAACCAACCAACAUUCUUCUCGACAAUGACUUCAAUGCUUACAUAUCUGAUUUUGGUCUCAAUAGGCUGAUUAGUAUAACAGGAAGUGAUCAAACUUCUACUGGUGGACUGAUUGGCGGAGCACUGCCAUACAUGAAGGCGGUGCAAACAGAGAAACCAAAUUACAAGGCCCCAGAGGCAAGAGUAAUAGGAAUGAGGCCGACUCAAAAAUGGGAUGUAUAUUCAUUUGGUUUAGUGUUGUUGGAACUGUUGACGGGGAAAUCACCCGAGUCUUCGUCGUCACCAAUGGCAUCAGCAUCUACAUCGUCAAGGGGAGAAUCAGGGGUGGAUUUGGUGAGGUUGGUGAAGAGAGGGUUUGAGGUGGAAAAACCAUUGUCUGAAAUGGUAGACCCCAUGUUACUACAACAAGUACACGCUAAGAAAGAAGUGAUGGCUGUUUUCCAUGUGGCUCUUGCUUGUACUGAAUCUGACCCUGAAAUUCGACCUAGAAUGAAAACUGUCUCGGAAAAUCUUGAUAAGAUUGGGAAUUAGAUUGUAAAUUAGCAAAGAACUAAUUCAACCAAAACCAAAUGAGAUAGGUUAUUUCUCCUAAGGAGGCAAGGUAUCCGGUUAAUUUCUUAUAAUUCAAUAUUAUUCGAAGGUGGUUUCAUUGUUCUUUCUGUUUUCAUUGAUGCAAAAUUGUAGAUUGUGUAGUCAUUCUCUCUUUCUGUAACUCGUGUGUUCCAAAUUCAUAGCAAUUGGGAUCAUAAUUUUUUUUGAAAUUUUUGCCUCUA